AUCGGACCGUUCCGGCUUGCGCUCGUGCCACGUGCUUCCUGACUCAAUCCAUUGAGCUCACCCCCUCACGAGGCCUCUCUUCUGAACUCUUCUGUAACCUCGGAGAAUGCUCGGAACAUCACCCCAGAGUCAUACAGAAGCCCUCGAGGCUACAUAAACCGCCUCUCGUCCAGGACGUGUGGAGAGCAAAACGAUGCGAGCCCAUCUCAGUGCCGCCGCGCUCGCUCUGCUGUUCGCCCGCCUCGCGAUGGCCGGCCCCAAAAACGUGACGAUCUCUAACACGGAUCCGCUUGUCUACUUCCACGGCCGGUGGGACACGUCGCCCGGGACCUGGUGGGCGGGCUCCGGCUUCAAGCUGCACGUCGCCAACCUCCAAUCGCUCGCGCUUAGUCUCGGGCCGCACACGACGCAGCCGAACGCGGCUGUCGGCGUGUCGGUCGACUACGGCGCGUUCAUUACGGCGAACGUGUCCGCGGGCGUCAACCAGAUCCCGUUGCCGCCGUCCGCUCUGGGCAAGAAGAAGUCGGAGGCGACGGUCGUCAGGGUCAAUGUCGAGGGCUGGCAGGCGAAUAGGAUUAAUCUCGAGGAGAUCAUCUUGAACGAAGUGCGGAGCGUCCUUGGUCCCGUACACACCCUCGAGAACCGUGUUCCAGUUCAUCGGAGACUCUCUGUCCGCCGUAAACCUUUCGCGUCGCCCCCACCCCCAGCCCGUGCUCAUGCUGCGCAGGGACAAUUCCUUCCGAAGGGUGUCGAUCAGGCCUGGCCGUUCCUCGUGGGGGAGCAGUACAAGGCCGAGCACGUUGUCGUAGCACAGCCGGGUGCUGCAUUGACCGACAUCUUCUCGUACGGGAACGCGCACGGCCUCUCAUUCCAGUUCUUCCGUACCGAGGACACGGGGUAUUACUACACCACGGACCACAAUUACACGACGCCGUGGGACUUUUCCAAAGACACCCCGGCCACGCACCUCGUGAUCCACAUCGGUGCCAACGAUUCCGGUCAGAAUGUCCCUGCAGAUCAGUUCGUCCAGGUCUACACCGAUUUCCUGGCCCGUCUCCGAUCCAUGCGCGAGUACGCACAUGUUCCCAUCUUCGUACUCUCGCCCUGGGGCUGGCCAAGCGCCGACGCGCCGACCUUCUACUACUACCCCGGAGAAUACGAGAAGAUCCGAUGCAGAACGGAGCACGACGACAAGAACAUCUUCCUCGUCAACACCACCGGCUGGGUCACCUUCGCAGAUGUCUUCCCAGACAACCAACACCCGACUGUCGCGGGGCAUGCAAAGAUCGCCGGCGAGUUCCAGACGUGGUUGGAGAAUUGGGGCCUGCAUCCCCAUUCGGAAUGGCGCUCGUAGGGGCGGAGCACAGGAAUACGCGGAUUGUCGGGUACUUGUAUACUUUAUAGUGAACUCAAAAUGCCCUGUCUGUAAUGAAGGCGGACACUCUCUCACUGUCUGGCGAAUGACGUGGAACAUUGCGGAUGGAGAGUCGAGAUGAGAAGAUUGUUCAAUUCCUUUUCUGUGCUAAGAUAGGACUCGGCGGUUGAUCAGCAUCUCCUCCUGAGAUCUACCAUCCCACCGGCGAUUGGCG
Mycena citricolor is the source of this 1589-nucleotide messenger RNA. The record is from the annotation of a GenBank genome assembly. NCBI's taxonomy places the organism in Eukaryota, Fungi, Basidiomycota, Agaricomycetes, Agaricales, Mycenaceae.